Messenger RNA from Physella acuta, 1807 nucleotides. Its product is annotated as cyclic nucleotide-binding domain-containing protein 1-like. Lineage: Eukaryota; Metazoa; Mollusca; Gastropoda; Physidae. The record is from RefSeq and is a predicted model, not a curated record.
GACAACGCUUUGUAUAAACAAGAUGGCGUCGUUUUAAAUUUGUUUACAUUUCAACAUUUAUUAUUUAUUAGGCCUAUUAUUUAAUUUUCUAGUAGGUUCUGUUCAAAAGUUAAGACUAUGUCUGUAGCUGUAAAGCAUGACAAAAACCUUGCCAAACAUAGGCCAUUAUGGAAUAUAAAAGGAACUCAAGAUAUCAGAAACAAAAUUCCAGAGCAAAUAGAGGCUCCCACCAUAAAUUAUGACUGGCUGACUAAACUGUGUGAUAUAGAUGGCUUGAAGUCAAGAGACAAAGCUGAGUCAACUAAAGAAGCUCAUGAGAUAUUCAUGCAAAAUUACAAACAUAUGUUUGUACAAAAACCAAAGAGAACAGGAUAUCACAUCCCAAAAGCUAUUGAGAAUGAGACUCAAUCUGGAUCAUUAUCAAAUCUAAGUAAUCUUGCUGUGAGAAGCAGUUCAAGUGAGAUACUGGAUAGAAAGCUGCCAGCUGAAGACGUGUACACACACAACAUCAAGGACUACCUACCUCUUGUUCACAAAGUGAAGAAAACAGAAAACACAAAAGCUGUUCAGGAAGAAAAUAUCAGAACAUUACGUCAGCUCUUAAAGAAAUACCCUUUUGAAAGAAAUGCUGCUGAAAAUGAGAAAAUCUACUCUAUAUUGAAAACAUUUGACUUUUUCAAAGAGAAUGUUGAGGCUCCAGUGUUGAAAGAGUUGUCAGUGCUGGCUCAGCUGGAAACAUGGAAUGAAGAAAAUUUUGCAGUGUAUGGUAAAACAGGAAUUCACAUGAUUCUGAAAGGAUCAGUUUUGGCCCAGUUUACACCAUAUCUGAUUGCUGACAGUGAAGGUUUUGGCAGCCCUCAUUUUCAAUCUACUGUUAACUCUACUACAAAGCCUAAAAAGCUUUCAGUUGGUGACUUCUUUGGUACUUGGUUAUCUUUAGAUGAUGCUUACAUACCAGAACUGAGUGUGGUUACAGCUGAAUGUAAUUGUGAGUUCCUUAAGAUUACUACUAAUGAUUACAAGCGUGUCAAAGAGCAAAUUCAACAGCGUGAGCAUAAGGAGAAGAUGAACUUGCUACUCUCUUGUGAGCAGUACAUGAAGUGGCCCAAACAACCUUUGACCUCAUUAGCUGAGACCAUUGAAUGGAUGACCUACCCUCCCAACACUGUUCUGAUGAGUGAGGGCUAUAAAUCUCCAUUUAUUGGCUUCAUCUUGAGUGGGGAGUGUCAUGUAUUGAGGCAGAUUGAAGUUCUACACACAUUCAAAAAUGGAAAGAAGGAAAAACGCACCAAACAGGUAGUAAUGGGAAAGUUGGGUCCCUACAAUUCAUUUGCUGAAAUAAGUUUACUUUUAGAUGAGCCAAUCACGUGUUCAAUUGUAACAGCAACUAAACUACAACUAGGUGUUAUAAGACCAGAAAAAUUAAAUAAGCUGGAUGAAGUAACAAAACAGUUGUUGAGACAGUCCAAUAAAAAAACAUAUGGAGACCUCACCAAGGAGGAUAUCCAGAAUGAGUAUCUGGAGCAGGAGUUAAAGAGAGAAUGGAACGAGUUCAAGCACGCACAAGUUCUUGAUGUAAUAAACACACGAGGGAUUCGGCCAGGCUUUGGGAAGUGGGCCAAGUGAUCAACUGUUUUAUACUGGCUAGGCUUUUUGUAUUGGUUGGAAUGAUACAAGUUUUCAAUGUGAUCCCAGAGUAAUGUAAACAAUUUCUAGCCUAAGGUCAAUGUUACAAAAAUAACAGUGUGUUGUAUUGACUGUGUUGUAAGGAUCUGUAAAUAAAACCAAAAUAUUAUUGUCAACAUUA